AUGGACAGAGAGCAGCGCGUUAACGGAGCGCGCCUCGUCGGAGAGCACGCUCAUGGAUUGGACGAUGUGGAUCGUGGUCCCGCCUACAACUUCGACCUCCAGUUUCGUGGGGGGCUCACCGCACCAGGAGCGCCGCCUGAGUCGUCAGCGCGAGGCGCUAAAAACAAACUUAUCGCUGGCCAGUGCUCGUACGCAACGUGGGUGGAACGCUUACGUGUACUGCGAGAGAUGCGCGAGGACGUCUUGCACGAGCCUGCCUUGCAGCACAUGAUGAACGGUUUGGAUGCCUGCAUCGGUGCGCUCGCCAGUGUAGUGGGCACUCCUGUCACGCGAGAACCUCCGCGGAUUCCAAACAGUUAUGACAUUCCCGCACAAUCAGGCAGCGUAACUGAUCGUGCCGUGAACUAUCCUAGCGUGACAACAGAUCCAAUGGAGUCGAUCUAUAAACCGGCCCCCCUGAGCGCCCGCUGCACUCCAGUGGCGGCACCUUUCGAGGAGCAGGCCUUGCCGGGGCACCAAAGCUACACGAUGGACGAUUUGAUUGGCUCACUCGAUAACAUAGAGGUGUCGACGGCCGACGAUGAGAUACCGCCGGCCUUGCGGCUCGAGGCAAAUGCAGCAGCGGCAUAUUUCGACGACGCCAUGGUUUCGAAGCUAUAUUCCCGUCGUUGGAUGCGGCGCUUCGAAGCGGUGGGCGACAUUGUGGCACUAGUCGACAGCGACGAGAUACUGGCGACGAACGACGAUAGCAUCCAGAGGGCUGUCGGAGGCAUAUACUGCGCUUUGGCGCGGCUGUUUAGGGACCAUGCACUGAAGGUGCUCAUAAAAUCGCUUGAGCUGCUGGAUUCAUUCUUCGGCUUUAUGGAGCGCCACGGCUGCUCUGUGGCCAGCAGUGCGCGUUGCGCCACCGAACGCGGAGACGCGCCCCGCUCCAAAACAGAACGCGGCGCUGCGGUUAGUGGCGGAGCGGAGUUCCUGGAAGCGCUCAUCGCCCGACUGGGAGACCCCGUCUCAGCGGUGGUCAACUGCGCGGUAUGCGCGUUGCUCAAGGUCGCCGAGUCCAACACCAUCCCUACGUACGAGGAUAUUGUGAACUGCCUAAUCAGGUCGCUGGGCGGCUACAACUCGCAGCCGGGGGCCCGCUCAAUCUGCAACCGCCUGAGGCUUGUAUCGACGUUGUUGCUCAGGGCGCAUCUCUACAACUCUCACGGAGUUGCAAGGCUCGCCGUGAAACAGGCGCCUUUCUUCGAAACCGUAGGCGCCCUUUGCAGGCAUUCGCACGGAUCGGUGCGCGCGGUGGCCGUAGAAGUCCUGGCCAUUGGAACGAAAAUCUACUUCAGCGGCGCGACGCCGAAUCUCGACCCGGUCAUUUGCGACGCCGCAGAGCGAAUCCAGCCGCAAUCGGCGUCAGUUUACGAAGGAACCGCCGAAGAACGGACACGGGUAAUGAUUGCGGAGGCGCAGGCGAGUUGGCCCGCCGACCUUCUACGGGCGCGUACAGCUCGCCAGUGUUAA
Babesia bigemina is the source of this 1515-nucleotide messenger RNA. RefSeq lists its product as hypothetical. The transcript has 3 exons. The record is from RefSeq and is a predicted model, not a curated record. Gene Ontology annotation, cellular component: cilium. The coding region runs from base 1 to 1515 and encodes 504 amino acids. NCBI's taxonomy places the organism in Eukaryota, Apicomplexa, Aconoidasida, Piroplasmida, Babesiidae.